Aspergillus puulaauensis is the source of this 1251-nucleotide messenger RNA. Its product is annotated as serum paraoxonase/arylesterase family protein. The coding region runs from base 1 to 1251 and encodes 416 amino acids. The transcript has 2 exons. The record is from RefSeq and is a predicted model, not a curated record. NCBI's taxonomy places the organism in Eukaryota, Fungi, Ascomycota, Eurotiomycetes, Eurotiales, Aspergillaceae.
AUGGCCAUCUCCAUGUUUUCGCUGUUCCUCGUUCUGGUCGCGGCCGCCGGACCCCUACUUUAUAAUGCCGUCCGUCAUCACCUCACGGUCCUAGGAGUAUAUCGAAGCCCUACUUUUGUAUCCUCGAACCAAGGUAUCCACAAAAUCCCGGAUACCCUGCAGUGCGAAGACAUACACUACUAUACCCCGGGUAACCUUAUAUUUGCGGCAUGUGAGGAUUCAGUGCUUCCUCGCUUCCAAUGGUUCCCUCCUCUCGACCAUCUAGACAAACCACCAGAAACACCUGGGUCCAUUCACAUCAUUGACCCGCAGACACUGAAAUCAUCUCGUCUUACUUUCGAAAACUUUCCGGGUUCCUUUGUUACACACGGGAUCGAUGUGAUUCAGGAUCCUGACCGGUCAGAUGCGGUCUAUAUCUUCACCGUGAACCACUUGGGAAAUCCCGAUUAUCAGGCAGAUACGGGCGUCCACAAGGCACGGUCACAGAUCGAAGUCUUCCAUCACAUUUUGAAAACGAGCACAGUUCGCCACGUUCGCUCUGUCCGCCAUCCGUUGGUGAAAGCACCAAACGAUCUAUACGCAACUGACCCCUACUCAUUCUAUGUUACCAAUGACCAUUACUAUCUCGGCGGAUAUAUGCGGCUUUUGGAGAACUUUGUGCCAUGGAUUAAAUGGACCAACGUGGUUCAUGUCCAGCUUGAUCGUAUCACGACUAGCGAUGAAACUGCUGGUGUCAACGCCACCGUGGCAUUGCCGAACUUGUGGGCAGCCAACGGUCUUGGCCAUGGCCAGUCGGACGAGGAGAUACUUGUAACCAGCGUCCUAGGAGGGACCAUGUGGCGUACCCAAGCAAGCAACGACCACAGCCGAACGCUAUCCAUCCAAGACGAUAUAUCGGUCGACAGCAUAAUUGACAAUCCCAGCUACUACGAUGAUCCCUAUCGAACAGUAGAUGACGACGCUAGUGGUUACGUCUUAGCUGGUCUCAGACGAGCUAUUGACCUUCCAAAGACGCACCAUGACUCAACAGCCACAGAAGGCGUUAUCGUCUGGUAUGUCCGGCGAAGCAAGGAUGGCACAGGAUGGGAAAAGCGUGUGAUCUUUGAAGAUGACGGGUCCAGCAUCCGCUCUGCGAGUGCUGCAGUUCUCGUACCCAUAAAGCCGGCCAAGGGAGCGGCUCAAAAAGAGGCAUGGCUAUUUGUAACGGGGUUCGUCUCCAACAACGUGAUUGCCAUCAAGGUCCAGCUGUAA